Linum tenue is the source of this 1329-nucleotide messenger RNA. The record is from the annotation of a GenBank genome assembly. Lineage: Eukaryota; Viridiplantae; Streptophyta; Magnoliopsida; Malpighiales; Linaceae.
CGGACCGGUUCCGAACGCCGUCGUUUCACGGAAGUUGGGAGUUCAAAGCCAAUCUCCUCUUUUCUAUUCACGACUCCUUCCCACCAGCACCAUAGCCGGACUGCUGAAAUGGAUACCCUACUCCAAUCUUCUUCUUCUUCCUUGCUCCCCCAAUUCUCCACUCCAACCACUUCCUUCACGCCAUUCACCACUGUAACACUUACCACGCGGAACCAUGCUCGACCCACCACCGUGACUAAACUCUUCGCCGCUAAACAGACGCAGAAAAUGAGCGAAGAUAUGCCGCUGACAGAGGUGGAAGUUGACGGUUAUGGCGGCGGCGAUGAAUUCCCUGAGGCAGACUUAUUUAGUAGCGGGAGGGGAGACGACGACAAGGGUUAUGACAGAGACCCUGAACUUGCCGAGAUUAUGGGGAGCUGUCUCGUUGAUCCUGAAAAGGCUCAGUCACGAAUGGAAGAGAGGUUGAGGAGGAAAAGGAACAAGAUUCUGCACCCAAAGACUGGUUCUUCUACUCCCAUGAAAGUCACCUUCAACAGAUUUGAAUUCUCAAACUCGUACAUUUGGUUUGAGUUCUAUAAUGCUCCCUUGGAGAAAGAUGUAUCCUUAAUAUGUGAUACGAUUCGGUCAUGGCACAUCAUCGGCCGUCUUGGUGGUUGCAACUCCAUGAAUAUGCAGUUGUCACAAUCGACCUCUGAUAAGAGGCCAACCUAUGACUACAUUCAGGGAGCAAAUGUGACUCCGACCACCUUUUAUAACAUAGGGGAUUUCGAGAUGCAAGAUAACUUGGGACGGAUAUGGGUCGAUAUUGGGACUAGCGAGCCAUUACUGCUGGACGUGUUGAUAAAUGGAUUGACCCAGAUCAGCUCCGAUUACGUUGGAAUCAAGCAACUAGUUUUUGGGGGGUCAGAAUUCGAAAACUGGAAGGAGAAUUUGAACUCAGAGGAUGCCGGUUGCAGCGUUCACAAGAUUUAAGCUUUUUCAUCGCAAAGAUGAUUUUAUAACAGACAUUUGGCAAUGAGUUAGAACUGUUGUAAUUGCUCAAACCUUCUACCUAGAACAAUAACAGAAUCAAAUAGCAAGUUUUAUGCCCAAUAUCUGAAUGACCAAAAGCCUCAGUUCAUCCUCACAACUUGAUCUAAUUCCUAAAUCCAUAUGGUGUUGUUUGUUUCGAUGAGUUGGAUCAGACCUGCAGUUGAACCUUCUGGGCAACAGAUUUGAUCACAUUGAGCCUUUCAUCGACCAGUUGCUUCAAUUGCUCCUCCUGUUGCUUGGUUUGAUCUUCAUCCAACUCAACCGAACUUGGUUUCCCAUCCUUGGUCUUGAACAUAA